UGAACACUCAAAAUUUAAUAAAAAUUAUUCUUUAUUAAUGGUUUAACCACAUUAGUGACUAAUUCAACAGUUGCUUUUUAAAGGACAUUAAAGAUCCAGAACUGAAUAAAAAUGAACAAAAGCAAUAAGAAGUACAGUAAUUUUGAGAGUCAACAUGAAGAUGAUGUUUUCUGGAGAAAUAGCUGUAAAUCAUUGCCAACAAUCAAUGAAGACAAUGAAUCGCUAUUAUUUGAUGAUCAUUCAUCAUCUGAUUCAUCGUAUAAGGAAGUCCAGGAUUCAGUGAAACUUCCAGAAGCAGAAAAAGACUACACAGGCAAUCAAGUGCUUUCAGAUUCCGAUACUGCUGAAAAUUUUGAAAAUGAGUUCCAGAAAAACGUUGAACAACGAUUUCCCGACAUUAAAAAUGACUUUGAUGAUAAUGACUCAAUGCCAGGAACUUCCAAUUCUAAUUUCGGUUCACUGGAUGGCUUAUCCUCAUGCGAUGAAUCUGUCAAGAUAGAUCCAGAAGAUGUGGAAAAUCUGAAAGACGAUGACAAUGAAUCGAUGAAUUCUAUAGACAAAUUCAUAUCAUCACUGCCAAUAGACGAUGAAAUUUUCUUUUCUCAUCUGCCUUCAAUUAAUCGAGAUCCAACAGCGGCAGUUCCAUUACAAAACAUAGAAAAGGACUUUGAGGAUAAAUUGGUGUACAUUUCGGAGAUUUUUGAUCCAGCUCAUUUCUGGUUUCAAUUUGUAAUUGGAGAUGAAAGGUACGAAAACUUUGAUAAACUUCAUACGAGACUCAACGAUGAUUACGACAAAUUAAAGAAACGUGAAUUAAUGAUAGCUGAUAAUAAUUUUCAAGAAGGACUAAUUGUUGCUGCUUUUGUUGAUGAAUUUAAGAAGUGGUUCCGUGCACGAAUCACCCAUAAAUAUAAUGGGGAAAAGAAGUUCAUUCGAUUAUUUUUCAUCGACUAUGGAACAAACGGAACUUGCCCGAAGUCAAAUAUUCGAUACCUCUUCAGUUAUUUCAUGAAAUAUCCAAAAUAUUGUUUUCGAGGUCGUCUUUAUGGAAUCGUUCCAAUUGAUAACAAAAGAAGCUUUGACAUCAGUCAUAUUGAACAUUUCCUCAAGAAAAUUUCAAACUACACAACAUAUGCAACAGCAGUUAAGUAUGAGGAAGAAGAAGAUGUCUAUCAAUUGAAAAUAAUACGCCGGAAAGGCUGUAUCGAUAUGUCUGAAUAUGUUAUAGAAAAUAAGCUUGGACAAGGAAUGUUUCCAUGGGAUAAUGACGGUGAAUUUUCAAUUGGACCGCCUUGUUACUUAAUUCCAACAUUCUCAAAUCUAGAAUACAAUCAUCCGACAUUCGCUCAAAUUGAAACCAUGAAAAAGAACGAUAUUGACUUCAAUGUAUUGAUCGAUAACAAUCAUCUUCACAUUCUACGACGCAAGGACAUUGAAAACAAUAUUGAUUUAGCAACAAUCGUAAACUAUUCUCAAUUUUCAGCUUUAAGGAAAUAUUUUUUCAGACAUAAUUAAAUUAUUGACGGUAAGAAGGGAAAUUUUGGAGAUUUUUAAUGAUUUUUCUUUUACAAUUAAUUAAUAAAAUGAUAAGUUUAGACAAAAGAUCAG
This is a messenger RNA of Chironomus riparius, 1608 nucleotides long. The record is from the annotation of a GenBank genome assembly. NCBI's taxonomy places the organism in Eukaryota, Metazoa, Arthropoda, Insecta, Diptera, Chironomidae.